AUGUCACUUCAAGUUGCGAGUGCUGGAAAGGACAAAGCUGAAUCUAGUUUAAAUACGAGCAUUGCACUUUCGGAUGAAGUAAAAGAAAACCCUUUUGUGCUGUCGUCCAUGUGUCGUACUCCUAGCUGCGAAUGGAAUGAAUGGGAGGACACGUUUGAUAUCUUCAGUUCUAUUUCAAGCAGUCUACAAGACGUGGACGUCGCUACCGACGUGGAAGUUGACCAAUACAUGCUUGCAGAUGUUGAUAACUUCUUCGAGCCGGUGACAGACUCAAAUAUUUUACCAAAUUCGCCAAGAUUAAGCGUCGACUUGGACUUCCUUUGCGAUCAAGAGCAGGAUUUAAACGUGCGUCAGGUCGCUGGCAUAGACACGAAAAUCGCACAAAUGCAGAAUACAGUAGCGUGUAAACUCGAGCCACAUUCGCUCGCUACAAUGACAAAAUUGACAGCCCAUCGCAGCCGCAAGCGGAAGACAGCGGAGCUCCGCAACAUUCGAGGGAAGCCCGAAAGACGCGACCAUUCUGGCAAGAAAACAUUACGUAGAGAGCGACUGAAUAGUAGUCUCCAAAGUGCUAAGGAGCAGAUGGAGAUGGUGUACAAACGAAGGUAUGAUAUUUUGUAUACAAUUUUGGAGGCCUGGAACACAGGUGGCAUCGAAGACAUAGAAGAAAUCGCCGAUCAUGUGUACGAAGACGACGUCACACUCAUCAGUCCCGGUUGUUCAAAAAGUUUACAUGGUGUGGAGGCUGUAAUGUCGCAUUGGAGCCAGCUGCUCGAUGUUUUUCCCGAUGGAAUCAUGGAGGAAUAUGUGAUUGAGCGAGACGAAGGCAGCAACGAGACGUUGAAAGCCACAUGGAGAUUUAGUGGCACACAAAUCUGCCCAAUUCUCGGCGUGAAACCACGCCACAAGAAAGUGUGCAUCAAUGGCACGUCGUUUUUCACCUUCAAAGGAGAUCGUAUAUGGCGAAUGGUACUGUCGUGGAAUCUUCGCGAGACGAUGCUAAAGCUGAUGGGCGUGUUUAAAGAUAAAGUAGAGAAUGUUGUACGUGAGACAUCUGUGGGCUCUAUAUGUCCCACGGUCCAAAUGCCACACCCAGGUGUUGUCCGAUCAUAA
Plasmopara halstedii is the source of this 1113-nucleotide messenger RNA. RefSeq names its product Polyketide cyclase SnoaL-like domain. The transcript is spliced from 2 exons. Bases 1 to 1113 code for a protein of 370 amino acids. NCBI's taxonomy places the organism in Eukaryota, Oomycota, Peronosporomycetes, Peronosporales, Peronosporaceae. The record is from RefSeq and is a predicted model, not a curated record. Gene Ontology annotation, biological process: polyketide metabolic process.